CCAGUCGCCGCGCCUCGCCUCGCCGCCCGCUUGCCAAAAUCUGGCCGAAUUCCGAGGCGAGCGGAUCGCUGCCGCUGCCGCCUCGCCGCCCGAGCUCUCGGCCCUCGCCGAGGUUGCACGCGUCGCUCGGCUCGGCUGCGCUAGCUGCGCUGCGCUAGCGCUGGCCCGCCGCCGGGCGCUCCCUGCAGCUCCCCGCCGCUGAGCCACCGAGGCCGGUCCUGGUGGCGCGGCUCGAGCGCUGCGGAGGCCCGCCUGCUGAGGCCUCUCCAGACCGGAGUCGGACCGGAGCGAGGCCGGACAGCCUACCGGAGUACCGCCGGAGCGGACACCCCUGCCGCGCCGGCGUCUCACGUUCUCCCUCGGACAUGCGUCGGAAAGCGAUCCCCGUCGCCGCGCGGUCUCUGCAAGCAAGAGGGGAAGGCGGUGAAGGCGGAGAGGAAGGCGCUCCCCCAGACGGGCCGGAGCGCGAGGACGGCGACGAGGAGGAGUCGGCCGAGUCGUCUGUCGGCUCGCCGAGGCCGGCGGCCAACGCGCCCCUGCCGGACGAGGAGGCCCCCGCCGAGCACGGCGACAUGCACAUCGCCACGUCGCCAGGGUGCUCGCCACCCCCGCACCCCAUGAUCGCCGCGGACAACACGAGACCCGCCAGCCUGCCCGCCGGCCGGGAGGACCGCGAUGAGAGAGAGUCGCCCAGCCGCUGCCCGUCCAGGGACUCGCGGGCGUCCGUCGGCUCGGCCCGGUGCCCGUCGAGGGAGUCGGACCUGCCGCCGGGCGUGGACGCCAUCGCCGCCGCCCUGCCCACCACUCUGCAGGCGCACUCCGCCGUGGCGGCGCUGCUGGGCGUGUCCCCGCACCGGCUCAUGUCCUCCAUGGCCGCGCGGGGCCCCAUCUCCCCGCACGUGUCGUCAUCGUCGUCCCCGCCCAACCACCCGCUGAGCUCGCCGCCCUCGUCGCCCAACGACCAGGACGGCUCUGCCCUGGACUUCAGCAAGAAGUCGACCUCCUCCAAGCGGGACCGCGACCGAGACGUCAUGGACCCCGACGCGCUCAACCUGAGCAAGCCCGAGACCCCCGAGCCUGAUGGCGGCGCUCCCCUCGACCUGUCCUGCUCCAGCCGCAAGCGCAGCCACGACGACACCCCGUCGCCGAUGCUGUCGCCGAGGCCGCCGUCCAAGUCGGCGCGCGUGUCCAACGACUUCAAGAACGUGGUCUCGCCGUGGACGUCGCCCGUCGUGGCCUCGCACUUCCCGUACUUCGCCGCGGCGGUGGCGGCCGCCUCGGGGAUGUCGCCCAAGAACAGCAGCCCCAACGCGGCGACCGCGGCGGCGGCGGCCAUGAUGGACCCGUCCCUCUGGAACGGGAAGCUCAAGGGCGGCCCGCCCUCGGACGCCACCAAGGCCCUGGAGAAGAUGAGCGAGCUGUCCAAGCUGGGCAGCGACGAGAUGUUCCGGCCGCUCAUGGGCGGGCCUGGCGCGGGCGGAGCCACCGGGAGGCACAGCGCGUGGCAGAGCCACUGGCUCAACAAGGGUGCCGACACCGCCAAGGACGUGCUCAAGUGCGUCUGGUGCAAGCAGAGCUUCCCGUCGCUCGCCGCGCUCACCACGCACAUGAAGGAGGCCAAGCACUGCGGCGUCAAUGUGCCGGUGCCGCCCAUCCAGCCGCCGCCACCUCCACCGCCGUCAGGCCGCGAGCGGGAGCGAGAACGGGAGCGGGAGCGGGCGCAGGAGCGCGAGCGGGAACGAGAGCGGGAGAGGGAGCGAGAGCGGGAGCGGGACUAUCCACCAACCACACCCUCUCCCAACCACCCGGGCAAGUCGCCGUCCGACCUCAACAUGCUCAUCAAGGAGACCAUGCCGCUGCCCCGCAAGCUGGUGCGCGGCCAGGACGUCUGGCUGGGCAAGGGCGCGGAGCAGACCCGCCAGAUCCUCAAGUGCAUGUGGUGCGGGCAGUCCUUCCGCUCGCUCGCCGAAAUGACCCAGCACAUGCAGCAGACGCAGCACUACACCAACAUCAUCUCGCAGGAGCAGAUCAUCUCCUGGAAGACGAGCGACGGCGAGAAGCCCCCCAGUCAGUCGGCGCCCAGCGGCUCUCAGGGGCCGCCAGGCGGGCCGAGCGCCGCGCCACCACCCAACAACGCGGGCGCCAGUAGUCACGUGAGCGCCGUCCUCACCUGCAAGGUGUGCGACCAGGCGUUCAGCUCACUCAAGGAUCUCAGCAACCACAUGGUGAAGAACCAGCACUACAAGGAGCACAUCAUGCGCUCCAUCACCGAGUCAGGCGGCCGGCGGCGGCAGACGAGGGAGAAGAGGAAAAAGUCGCUCCCCGUCCGCAAGCUGCUGGAGCUGGAGCGGGCCCAGAACGAGCUGAAGAACGGCGAGGCGGGGCUCAUGGGCGUCAAACUGCCGCGCGACCUGGGCCGCGACCUGGGGCUCACCACCAAGAUCUCGUGCGAGAAGUGCGGCGACAAGAUCGAGACGGCCGUGUUCGUGGACCACGUGCGGCUGUGCGUCGGCGGAGGCCUCAUCACCCCCGACCAGCGCAACCUCCUGAAGAACGCGCUGCUCUCGCAGAGUGUGCUCUCGCCCGAGAGCCCCACCCACCCCAGCAUGAGGGACUCCAGGGACUCGCGGAAGAGCAAGGACGAGCGGCCGCAGCUGUCACCCACGUCGGACACCCCCGGCAGCCCCAAGGACGCCCCUGCCAAGACCGAGGGCGCCAAGAGCGACUCGCCGUCCGUGCUGUGCGCCAUCGAGAAGCUUAUCGAGAAGAGCUUCGACUCUCGGGUGAGGCACGGCGCCAACUUCCCGGGGCCCGGCGCGCCCGGCGCUGCCAUGGGCUCCAGCAUCCUCAAGAGGCUGGGCAUCGACGAGACGGUGGACUACACCAAGCCGCUGGUGGACCCGCAGACCAUGAACCUCCUGCGCACCUACCACCAGCAGCAGCAGCAGAUGUACCACCGGCGGGAGCGCAGCGGCAGCGAGUCGUCCUCCAUGUCGGAGCGGGGCGGCGGCAGCGCGGGCCGGCCGGAGGCGCUCACCCCCGACCGGAAGUCAGACCAGCACACGCCACGCACCACCCCCGACAAGCGGAUGUCGCCGCCCGCCUCUAAGGGCGAGUCUGAUGACGAGGACCACCUGCCCAUCAAGCGGGAGAGGAGAGACCACGACGAUGACGACGACCACCAUGACGUCAACGAGAGGCUAAGGGCGCCUGCGUCGGUCGACGGCAUCAAGCGGGAGAAGGACGACUUGGAGGACGAGGACCGCGUGAGCGUGGCCAGUAGGUCGCACAAGACGCCGGACCGGGACCUGGACGACCACCACUCGGAGGGGCGGCGGAGCGUGGGGGCCGAGAGUCGGGGGCGGAGCAGCGUGGGGCCGCCCAGCCCCGCGCCCACGCACAGCCCCCGGCACACGCCGCUGCCCGCCGCCAGCCCCGCCUCCAGCGAGCGCUCCACCCCGCGCAGCUCCUCGGACCGCAAGUCGUCGCUGGGCGCGCUCUCCUCCAUGUUCGACAGCCUGUCGGGCUCCGGGGCCACGGAGGGCGGCGCGGGCGGCGGCAAGGCGAGCAGCCACCCGCUGGCCGCCCUGCAGAAGCUGUGCGACAAGACUGAGACCCACCGGCACGCGCGCGGCAACGCCAACAACAACAAUAAUAACAACAAUAACAACAACUCGAGCGCCGCGGCCAGCGCGGUGUCCGCACCGCCCGCCACCACCCCCGGGGCCAUCCUCGCCUUCAGCUGGGCCUGCAACGACGCCAUCAUGACGGAGAACUCGGUCAUGAAGUGCGCCUUUUGUGACACGCCCUUCAUCUCAAAGGGCGCCUACCGCCACCACCUGUCCAAGAUGCACUUCGUCAAGGACGGCGCCAUCCCUGACCCCGUCACCAUCAAGGCGCACCAGGCCGCGGCAGCCGCGGCGGCUGCGGCGCAACCCCCAACCCCUGGCGCCUCCUCGUCGGGCUCCUCCAAAACGUCCAACGGGUCGUCUGCCAACCCGGGCGCAAACUCGCCCGGGAAGUCACCCCAGGCACCUCCCGCCUUCGAAGAGAGUCCGCAUUCCAAGUUCCUCAAGUACACAGAGCUGGCUAAGCAACUGAGUAGUAAAUAUGUGUGAACUGUGAAAAGCGUGUAGUGUGGACUCCUUCAGUGGCGCCCUUACUAAUACCAGUGAGCUCGGUUACCUUAUUGUAUAAAUUAAAAUUUAAACCGCGUUGUUAGGAAUGAAUCUUCUUUCAAGUAUCUUUAGAAGCAUAGGUAUGUGAAGUGACUUCUACAAUCAUUCCUUUAUGAUCGUCUAUGCUGGGAUCCACUUUCCUUUAAAGCACAUUUAUCUUGCCAUUUAUUGUAAAUGUGUCCAUUUGUGAGUUGAUAUGUUGACUAUUUCUUAUAUAUUGAAGUGCAAUUUAGCCUGAUGGUGAUGUUAUUUGCCCACAGUAAGGGCUUCCUACCAUAUCCCAGUGUAAACCAGUGAUGGUGUUACCUUUUAGAAAAUGCGCGUAUACGGAAAUUAGAUUUGUGAAUCGUUAUCUCAUGUUUGGUAGUAGACAGUGGGAUUUUUUACCAAAUAAAUCUCGGUGCCCUAAUCCCCAUCCCCUCAUCAAUGUGAUACGUGAACUAUGUUCACAAAUGACCCUAUCCUAUAAUAUGUAUACCAACUUAAAUAUUUAAUUAUAAGAUGAGAUUGAGCUGAGAGUGAUCAAGGCAGACCCAACAAACAAAAGGUAUACUAGCAUGUAUAAAAUACACGAAUGAAAAAUCUUUUCUAUUUGCUCAUGUAGAAAAUUAUGAGGCCUGCAGUCCCUCUCUUCUGCUAUUUGAUAUAUAAUAUUUACAUAUAUACAUAUAUGUUUUCACAGGAUAUUUUCCGAUCCUCUGCUCCUUUAAAAUAAGUAUUAUCAAGUACCUACAAACAAUCGUAUACGUAUCUGCUACAAAAUUGAAAAAAACUAUUUCUAUCUUCUUUAUUUUGGACGUUUUAAAUUCAAAAAAUACAUCAUAUAUUAUGACGUCCUUAGGACAUUGAUGACUAUUAUAACUCUUAUGUAUACGCUCUAGAUCAAAUAAUCGAAACUUCAAGACUCCUUGGAACAAAGAGAAGUGUUACAAAGUGUUUUGCUGGUAUUCUUUUGGCUGUCUUUCGUUUUAGAAUCAUAUACUUUGAAUUGUAUAAUACAUGCCAAACUAUUUGUACAGAGAAGGUUGCCAGCUCAAAGAUUUGUAGCCAUGCAAUUUUAACUAGCACUAUGUGCUUAGUCAUGAAAUCUUUUGUUUUAUUUAUUUAAAUGGCCUGAUCUCAUAAGGUUAAAAGCAGAAAUUUGUAUUGUUGCCAACUAUACUGAUGCUUUUGUGUUUUGUGAAAAUAGUACAAAUUUGAAAUAAGUGAGUGAAGGAGGUUUGAGAACUCCGUGACACAAAUCUUUUUUUUGCGUUGUUGAACCAUUCAGCAUGUGAUAAACCUUUUUCUCCCAUUCAGUAUGUAUACUAAAAUCAAUUGAUUUGACUUGCCGUUCCAGGGUGUGCAAAAACAGAAUUUGUGUCCGUGUAGUUAACCAACCUUCUCAUUUAACUUUUGUAUUAAUUGUAGUCUUACUGGAAACUUGCAAUUCCGUUGAUUUUUUUUUACCAGUAUUUUUUUUACGUUUUGUUGUUUUUGUAUAACCAUUACGCAAAGGCAAAUGUCACUGUUAUGAUUUGACCAGUAAGGAGUAUUCAUUAACCUGCUACCUUACAGAGAUCUGCACGGUUAAAACCAGUCAUGAGUUAAGCUUAAUUUAUUUUCUAUAUAGUUUGUUUAGCAGAGAUCGUGAAUAAUUUAUAUUUUCCGGGUCUUUUGAAGAAAGAGUUGUUAUAACUGUUAAUUGUCACUAUUCUUGUUUUAAAUUAUUAAUUAAUUUAAUGUCGGCCACGUAUCGUCUCUUUGAAAUGAUUACUGUGAUUUCUGUAUACAUUAAACGCCUCUUCAAUCUCGAAAGGAACGUGUUUAGUAUUAGUCAAGUAAGCAAUAAAUUUGUUGGAUCUGUAAUGAA
Messenger RNA from Frankliniella occidentalis (western flower thrips), 6030 nucleotides. RefSeq names its product protein tiptop (gene tio). Gene Ontology annotation, cellular component: nucleus. The coding region runs from base 366 to 4118 and encodes 1250 amino acids. Lineage: Eukaryota; Metazoa; Arthropoda; Insecta; Thysanoptera; Thripidae. The record is from RefSeq and is a predicted model, not a curated record. The transcript has 3 exons. Gene Ontology annotation, biological process: regulation of transcription by RNA polymerase II. Gene Ontology annotation, molecular function: DNA-binding transcription factor activity, RNA polymerase II-specific; DNA binding.